Pseudozyma hubeiensis SY62 is the source of this 2238-nucleotide messenger RNA. RefSeq lists its product as hypothetical. Gene Ontology annotation, cellular component: mitochondrial outer membrane translocase complex. Lineage: Eukaryota; Fungi; Basidiomycota; Ustilaginomycetes; Ustilaginales; Ustilaginaceae. The coding region runs from base 1 to 2238 and encodes 745 amino acids. Gene Ontology annotation, biological process: protein import into mitochondrial matrix. The transcript has 6 exons. The record is from RefSeq and is a predicted model, not a curated record.
AUGUCAAGAACAGUGGCCAGCAUUCCUUGUACCAUGACAGGUCACUGUAAAAAACCAACACUUCCAGAACGCGUUCCAAAAUAUGACAAUCGCGCCGUGCUGCUGUGGUCUCCACUUCUGACCAACGACAAAUUCAGAAGGUCGGGAAUCGGACUUGACAAAGCUUUCUGUCACUUGUCUGCAUGCAAGGCUUUUUUCCACUUAGCUUCCUCCUCUGACAUCACGAUCGGCUCUUCGCAACUCGAAGUUAUAUCGGUUCCUCACACAGUCAAAAUGGCUUUCUCAGAAGACACCAAGGAGCGAAUCGUCAAGGCAGUCGACGUCUCCAAGACUUUGUUGCACUAUGGCUGGGUUCCUUUCGUCCUGUACAUCGGCUUCACCCGAAGCACACCGCAGCCCAGCUUGAUCAACGUCCAGACGAGUGUCGGUCAAGAUGGUCAUGGGACCACGCAGAGAUCUUUCCGUCAUCCACCUGUCUGGGACAUAGACCCCGAGAGCAGCACAGGUAUCUCAAGCUCCGACCGUCGCAUGUCGUCGAUCGGCCCUGAUCCGAAUCACAUCGCAAAUGCCGCUUUUCGCGGAGACUAUACUGACCUUUCCGAACGCCAAGGCAGCCAGAGGUCGAUCGGCGAAUAUCCAUUUGCUGACGAUCAACCAUCUCGCAACACCAGCAAGCGGUCGAGCACCGCCUACGAGUCUGCUGCGGAGUUUGCCAAUCCAGUCAGCAUAUCGUCGGGUUCCAGAGAUAUUCGAUCGGCUCCCAACCCUCUUCGCCGACCAAUGUCGGCAAAUUCGCAGAAUGUGCACAAUCACGACCCUCUCGACACGCACGUGCGCAAUCAGCUGCACCAAACACAAGAAUUCAGGAAAGAUGCUCAACAGUUUCACAAGGAGCUGAUAGCGAGACUGGAGAAAGCUGAGCAGUCUGAGGAGGGCAUAAAGAACACGGUGGAGCUGCUGUUCACGGGUCAAAUUGGUGUUCUCAAACGGGUUGACGAGAUGCAGCAGGAACAGCAUCUUUCCUUGGGGCGACUCCUCGAAGUGAUCGAUGGUCUUGAAAGAAUGCUCAAGUCGGCCGUAAGUGGAAUCGACAAACUGGCGUCGAGCGACGAAACUCAAAGAAGCCAGGAUGCGGUGCGAUACAACGAGUUGCUUGCUGCCGUCGACACGUGUCGAACGUCGAUUGAAGGAAGGCUUGAGGGCAUCCAAGAGAGCGUCGAUACAUUCGCAAUUCGGCAGCAAGAGAGCCAGCUGGCUACUGAGAGGAUCUGGAUGGAAAUUGAAGAGCGUGGAAUGGCGUAUCAACAGGCAAAAGCGAGCCGAGAAGAGAUACUGACCGCCCUCAUUGGGUCGGAUCUGACUGUAUUCGGGGCGCGAGAUGGCAACGAGGCGAAUAUAGGAUCCUACCGUCGACAAGGUCACCGAAAAGCCGCCACACGAGCUUCGUUGAACAUGGUUGCACCAGCCAACAGGCUCUCUCACGCACACGGCUUUGAUCCUGCUGAGGACGGUCCACGCAGGGAUCCAUCUCCAGAAUGCUUACCCGAGCCACCCUCGACCGAAGGCGGCUCGGUGUACGCUCGAGACUUUGAAAAUUGGAACUGGCAAGGUGAUGUCGAGCAAGCUUCCGACGAGGAAGACGCAUCGCGUAUUCGGCCAAAGGCCGGGCGACGUACGUUUCCGAUCGGGCCGAUCGACGACGAAGACCUUCCAGUGCCACCAAGACGCUCCCCAGACACAAGAUCAUUGGCCAAGGAAGUUGGUCGCCCAACCGGCAGAUCGGCGGCUCCAAAGAAGUACGGACGUCAGGCGCAAAAGCGCGCCGCCCUUACGACGCAUGUCGAAGCUCAAGGUAAAGAAGCCAUACCAUCCGCGUCACGUCUCGAUAUUCGUAGUCAGGGCACCGGUCCCUCUGCUGUUUCUGGCAAACAGAGGCUGAACAUGUCUGAAAUGGCCGGCGACACGGUCGAUGGACUCCGAGCCACUGACCGAGCUUUGUCUCCGCAGGGUGAUCCAGUCAACUCGCGAGCUCGCAAGGGGCGAGUGGCAGCGAAAGCUUCAAGACGGAGGCGCCGGGACGACUCUGAUUCAGACGAAGAAUACGGGCCCGUUCGAGUGGCAAAGAAGCGAGCUACGAAGACAAAGCCCGUGAAGACGCCGCAGGUCGAACACCGAUAUCCCACCCGUGGUCGCGGAAUCGCGGCUCCCCUUCCAUCUGACUUUCCCUUCAAAAAGUGA